Messenger RNA from Hordeum vulgare subsp. vulgare (domesticated barley), 1482 nucleotides. RefSeq names its product pentatricopeptide repeat-containing protein At4g38150. The record is from RefSeq and is a predicted model, not a curated record. Gene Ontology annotation, molecular function: protein binding. NCBI's taxonomy places the organism in Eukaryota, Viridiplantae, Streptophyta, Magnoliopsida, Poales, Poaceae.
AUCACAUACCUUGUUAUCCGAGCGUGGUGGCUGUAAUACCAGAUCUGAUGGCCAUCGUGCUCGUCAUCCGACGGUCUACGACAUGUCCGAUAUGACUCAAGGAUCGGUCGUCUCAUUCCGUGUGUGCAACUGCAACCAGGAGCUCCGCCACUCCCUCCCCAUGGCCGUCGCCGCCGUCCGCCGCCUACUCCGUCCCACCUCCUCCGCCGCCCUGUCCAGUGCCGGCCGCCUCCUCUCCUCCACCGCUUCUCCACCGCCCAACCGCAGCCCCAACACCAACAGCCCCGUCUCCUUCGACUGGUCCGACGACGACGAGAGCCCCGCCGAGCCUCCACCGACGUCCCCGGCAAAGAACCCCGCUCCGCCGCCGCCCUACGAACCCUUCAGCAAGAACCCCGCUGCGGCCGACCCGGUCGACCCCACCAACCUUCAGGAGAUCUUUCACAGGAUGCGCACCGGAGGCCUCACCGACUAUGCCAUCAAGAUGUUCGACGGAUUGUCCAAGGACGGGCUCACGCACGAGGCGCUGGCCCUCUUCUCUGUCAUAAGGGACAAGGGCGCCAUGCCCGACGUCGUCGCCCACACCGCCGUCCUCGAGGCCUACGCGGCCGCCGGCCCCGCCCGCUGGCGCGACGCCGUGCGCACCUACAACCGCAUGCUCUCCGGCGGGGUCGCGCCCAACGCUUACACCAUGGCCGUGCUUGUCAAGGGGCUCGCGGCGGGCGACCGGUGCGCUGAGGCACGCAAGUACCUGCUGGAGAUGCUCGACCGGGGGAUGCGCCCCAAUGUCGAGACUUGCCUUGCUGCCUUCGAGGCGCACGUCAGGAUGGACAAGGUCGAAGAGGGGAAGGCGCUGCUCGAGAUGAUGAAGAAGAAGGGGUUCACGUUGGACGAGGAGGCAGUGCGCGGCGGCACCGUCAAGCGGGGGCAUGUCUUCAGGGCUGUCAUGAACAUGCUCUUUGGGAAGCCAUCAUAGUUAAUGGGCUGACAGAGUUAAGGAGGUGAUCUAUUUCCAAGGAUUUGGUCUAAAUGAAAGGAUUUUCGUUUCCUUUCUCAAGUCGCAGAAGCCAGUGGCUGUAAUGUGAAAAUUACGAAUAUGAAUAAUAUAGACGCACACCAGCACUAGCUUAAAGCUCACUAUCUGGGGUUUGGAAGUGGUGUAUUGUUUGGUUCGCGUUGUCUUACUAGUCAUACCUACAGCUAUUUGCUAAUCUGAAGUUGCUCUGGUGCACAAUGUUGCUUUAGGUAAUUAUCUAGGGAUGGUUUAUAUAUCUCGGCUCAUUUCCCUACAAGUUGACUGGUUAGUUUAGGUGGACUAUUUAAACAAAAGGUCUUCCUAUUCUAUUCCAUCCUUACUGGUCAAAUCUAGUUAGCUUUGCAUUUAAAGUUGGUUUGAUGCCAUGCAUAUCUUUAGUUCAGGGCCGAGUUUGUUCGAAAAAUAGUAACUUCUAUUGUUAUUGUUGUGAUUCAAUCAUGUGAUUU